This is a messenger RNA of Dentiscutata erythropus, 528 nucleotides long. NCBI's taxonomy places the organism in Eukaryota, Fungi, Glomeromycota, Glomeromycetes, Diversisporales, Gigasporaceae. The record is from the annotation of a GenBank genome assembly.
AGCAUUUUGCUACAACUCCAUUAAAAUCAUCUGGCCAUUUUUCUGCAGUAUGUAAAUAUUGCAAUACUCGAUUUAGCCAUGGUCGUCCAAAUGAACUUGAGGUGCAUCUUGCAAAAGAAUGUGAAGGUGAAAGCAUUGAUAAUGAAAUAAGAAGCAAAUAUCUUAAAAUUGCAGUUCAGAGACAACUAUCAAAAGAAAAAAAAACUAGUUCAAAAAAUCAAUCAAAAAAACAGAAAAUAAAAGUGAUUAAAAUUAAUUGGGAGACUGAAAAAUACUUACAAACUGCUGAUAACUUGACACUUGGAUUAGAUGGUUGGACAAAUCCUCAAGCGGAUUUACUCUUUAAUGAGAUUGAAAAAAUUUUAAUUAAGAUUGGGCCCAAAAAAUUCAUUGGAGUAAAUGCCUCGACUAUUGCUGCUACACAUAGGCAGAUUAAUCAAAAAUGUUCUUCUAUUAUCAAUCUUCGUUGUAUUGUUCACUUUGUUAAUUUUAUUAGUCACGAUAUUUUAAAAUAUAAAUUACCAGCAU